Triticum aestivum (bread wheat) is the source of this 1017-nucleotide messenger RNA. RefSeq lists its product as uncharacterized. Gene Ontology annotation, molecular function: polysaccharide binding. The transcript has 4 exons. The record is from RefSeq and is a predicted model, not a curated record. Lineage: Eukaryota; Viridiplantae; Streptophyta; Magnoliopsida; Poales; Poaceae. Bases 88 to 1017 code for a protein of 309 amino acids.
CUGUUUUCCACUGUCUCAGCUGCCGGACUUCUCUCCUCCCCACCCUGCUCGCUGCUGCAGCAACAAAGUUCAAGGUUUUACGUACCGAUGGCUCUGGCCAGCUGGUUCUUAGUCAUCGCCUGGAUUUGGUUGGUGCCACUGAUGCACGCCGUCGCUGGGGCUGAGGAGCAGCAAGGGGAAGGCUGCUCGAGCUCGGCCCGGAGUUGCGGCAACCUCACCAUCUCCGACCCAUUCUGGCUCACCAACAUGGAUACGAGAAGAUCAUGCGGUUCCUUGGAUUUCGAGGUCAAUUGCUUUAACAACACUUCAGCAAUUCUACAGAGCUCUAUACCCGGCAGUUUUGGUUUUGCCAUCGUCAACAUCUCAUAUCAGGAACGCAACUUGCAUGUUGUUGAUCAAGGGAAACUGCAAGCUCUGCAAGCCCCCGACGGCUGCCAAGUACCGACAUUGAACACCUCCGCCAAAGUGGGCCGCCCGUUUAGGAUCUCACCAAUCAACCUGAACCUCGUGCUGUACAACUGCACGUCCGAGGCCGCGGCGGCGGCUUUAUCACGUCGAGGUGGAGAGCUGGUGCAGAUAAGGAUCAGGUGCGGGAACCAAAGCGAGGUGUUUGUUCGCACAACAGGCCGUUACAACGAGACAAGCAGCUACGAUAGCUAUGAGGGAUGCAACACUGUCAUCAUGCCGGUGCUCAUAUCAUCGGGCGAGGCAAACACGAACGACUACGAGCAGCUCAUCAGCGAUGGCUUCCUCCUGACAUGGGCGCACCCUCUUCCUGCACCUGCACGUAGUGACAGGAGAGGGAAGAAGAUUAUGCUAAUAGGUACUACAUCAGCAGCUGCAACCUUUCUCUUUGCAUGUCUUUAUGUGCUGAUAUGGCAUAGAAAAGGGAAAAGACUAUGGUUUCUCCUUUGCAAGAAGGGUAGCAGCAACACUGAGAAGAAUUACGAGGCCAUGAUAGUAUCAUAUGGAUCCCUAGCUCCAAAAAGAUACAUGCACUCAGAGUUAGCAGAUUAG